UUGUAUCCCUUAAUCUCCUCCCAUGCUCGAAAUAAUAUAUAUUCUGGUUUCGAGCACAGUUUUUUGUCAGUAAGCUUCUUAAUUGAUUCAAGAAGCUUCUUUCAAGACGAAGAUGUCGAUAGGAAAAGAAAAUUCCGAAAACUUUUCUUUGCGCCGUUUGCCGAGCAUAGUCUCGCGAAACCUUCCUCUUUGCCUUCAAUUACAUCUGAAAACGAUUUGUAAACCUUAUUAUGACCGUCCCUCAUUGGUUGUCCGCGAAUUCCAUUAUCAAGAAGUUCGUGCAUUUAACCCAACCCAAGCCGAAGAAACGUAUUCAAUGGUCACCGCUAACCGCUUUUGGUCCCAAAUCUUUGGCGUUGCUUUUUUCCAAUAAACGUAGGCUUAGCUAGCAUUACUAGCCGUGAUAUACCGAACCACGACAAGUAUAUUUUUACCAGCUAGUCAACCCUAACAUCCCGUCGAGCAAUAGCCCGACGGUAAUGAGUAUAACGACCCUAUUGUACUGAUGGAGAGAAGAACCUAUGAUUAGCUUUUCGGGAAAUUUCCAAACGAACAAUUUCAACGAAAUCUUCAAUUUCUUAUUUUACUAUGUUCAACUCUCCCGGAGGUUUGCCUAGAAGCAGCCACCCUUGAAAGAGUGCGUAAUAGCUCACUAAUCGAGCGCUCUUGCGCCGAAGAUGAACGGGGCUAAGCGAUCUGCCGAAGCUGUGGGAUGUAAAAAUGUUCUCAUCUCGAUAAAAAAGUCUCUCUCAUCAUCUCUGAUCUCAUCUUCUCCGCUGCUCUCUCUUAAUCUUCUCCCUCAUCUUUCUUUGAUCCCUCUUCACCGCUGCCUUGGCAUGGCCAGUGAUGGCACCAUCGUGGGUUGGAGAAACGACUUGGUCCCAUAGAAAGAAAUAAUUACUGUAAGAAAUCAUAUUCGACCAGUAGAUGUCUUGGUUUGGUGGCGACUAGUUGCGUUGGGUCGACGAACUCCGACAACCCAGAGAUUAUGGAUUUUUGGUGGAGGAGGAAAUAUGGAUGGGAAGAAUUGAAAGCGGCGAAUUGCCGCGGAGGAGGGAUUAGGGAUUUGCGUUCGAGGAGGAACGGCAGAAUCAACAUUAACUGCUCUACUCCUAACCAUAACAAGCGGGGAGCCUUCCUUCCCUUCCUGAUUGACAAUCUCUCUCCGAUAACCACCGCACUCCUCCCGAUCUACGCACUCGCCACCUAGAAAUCCAUAUUCCAACCUUAGAUUGUCCUCUCACCAUCCAUCCCACACCACUGCGUCUCUCCCUCAAUGCCGUCAGGUCGUGAUUCUUCCUCGAUGCCUAAAAUCCAGGGCCUAGACAGACAACAAUGAAGAAGAAUCGAGCGCCACAACAGGGAAGGAGAAUCAAACACCUCUUCUGCUUUUGACACCGUCAUGGAGGUCGACAGAUCCGGUUUCAUUAGCAAGAUGGUAGAUGCGAGAGAAGAGGUCGUCGGUGUAUUUGAUGAGAUUCCUUUUGUUUUGAUUUAUGCUAUUCUUAAAGUGGCUACCAAACUUUAUACCGUUUUUUUUUGUUUUACCUCUUUUUUAAAAUAAGAAUUAAUAUUUCUCCGAGGAUAGUUUUGAAAACAAAAAACUUCAGACAUGUGAUUAUUACUCUUGAAAAAUUAACGUCUCACCCACCCUUCUCUCUGACACGCUAAAACGCAACCCAAACUGCGACCAAGUGUAAUCGCAGUCCGGAAAUGCAAUAAAGUGGCAAGCUCUAUUUAUCAACCCGGGGUCUAGAUCUACUGCCUACUCCUUGAUUAUCAAUUAUCUAGCAAACUAAGUCGAGUAAUUGUGAUUUUAAGUAAAAGUAGUAAGAAAGCAGGAAAUGGUUCAAAGUUCUAUAGCAAGGGAAGAGUCACUCGGGAAUGAGUCCCCCUAGCUCCUUAGUUAGGUCAAGGUUGUAAUUACCCUGGGUUGAUUAACUGUUGAUUAAACUGCGGAAGAUCCGACAGUAGUUUGGAAUCUCUUGUAUAACCGAUCGAUUACUCUUGUAUAAUCGAUCUUCCACUACCAAUUGAUGAAGCUCUAACAACCUAAUCAAAUUCUAUCUAUCUUAGGUUGCACCAGAAAUCAAGAAAAGAUGAUCAGGCUUCAAUUGACUCAAUGAAUCAUGCAUCAAUCGAUUAAAAUCAAUUAGUAUAUUAAUGCCAAGUUAUUACAAUCAAGAUUCCUAACACAUGGAACUAGGGUUCUUCAUACCCAAAUGAGAGAAGGUUCUACUCCAUAGAGAGAGAUAAAAAACAGAAAUCAGAGUAGUCAUACUCAUAAAGAUGAGGAUAAUCUGCUCUGGGAUGACGAUCUUCACUCCUGGGGAUGCAAUCUGGGCUUCAAUGGUGAGAAAUCCACUCCAAAUAGCUCAUAGGGUUUGUUCUUCGCUCUUUCUCUCUCUAAAGCUCUGUUUUUUUAUUAAAAACUCGAUUCCUUUUCCUUUGGCUCGAAUCUUCCUCAAAAACCCGAUUCUGGGCGAAAUACGGGCUGAAUUACGGUCGUAAACAUGGUCUGCCCGUAUUUCUCCCAAAACGCGCGUUUCACUUAACACCGAGGAAGUGAAUUACGGUCGUCAUUUUCAGUUUACUGCCCGUAAUAAUGUAAUUACGACCAUAAAUCAAUCCACUCUUGCCCGUAAUUUGCUCUUUGACAGACAUUCUCAAGGAUUUGGCUCGGCAUUGCAUUUACGGUCAGGACAGAGGCAAUUACGCCCGUAAUUGUGCAGAGGAUGCCCGUAAUUUGAAUCUUGAAUCGCCAACUGAUCUCCAAAUGACUCGAAACUUGCGCCUAUGCAUCCCUUACUCGCAAGGACCUGAGAUACGACAAAACAACACAACCUAGCGAAAAUAGGUCAAAGAACCACAAUUUCGAGCUAAAAUGGUAAGGAAACAAGAGUGCAAUCAUGUGCAAAUACGAUGCUAUCACUCUCCCAGUCGUCUCCCUCCCUCUCCCUGACGAGGAGGUGUCACUGCCCUCCCUCCUCUCUCCCUGUCUAUACCCAGCGAGAAGGUGUCACCCUCCUCUCCAUCUCCUGACCUUCCUCUAUCUCUCUCUUCCCGUCUUGCCUUGGUGAGGAGCUAUCGCCGAUGAUUUGAUGCUAGUGCGGCGACGAUGAUUCACCUGCAUACCGCUCUCUCCCCUUCAUCACGUCGCCAGAACCAGCCGACCACAUUCUAGAUAUGUUUUUUUCCAUAUUGGUAUGUAUUUUUUCGUAUUGGUAUUAUUUUUUAUGUAUUGGUAUUGAUUAUCAUGUAAUGGCAUUGUUGUUAUCGUAUUGGUAUUGAUCUUCAUGUAUUGGUAUUGGUUAAAUCUGCAAUGGUAUUAGUUCAUAAGUGGUAUAUGUUAUGGUAGUGUUUUUGCAAACGUUGUAGUGGUAUAGUGUUUUAUGUUUUGGUAUUGAUUUCUUGUUAUAUUUCUAUAAUGGAAUUGGUAUUUUUUGAAGUGGUAAUGUUUAUUUAAUGGAUUGAUACUGAUAUUGAUUUCUUGUUUUAUUUUUACAGUAGUAUUAGUUAAGCUGAACGAAGACACAAAAAAGAUUGAGAAAAAGAAGGCGGAGAGGUGGCUGGACAUCUGCGAAAGUGAGAGAGAGGAAGAGAUAAAAUUUUAAUUAGUAUGUUUUUACUUCCUAAAAUGUAAUUUUUAAAAAAUUAAUAAUUUUCUCCCCCAACUUAGUUUUAUUAGCUAUGGUGAUUAAAUCACCAUAACCUCUCCCUGCAAAUGUUACGGAAACAAGCUUUUUCAAGCAACUCCUUUCGACACUGUCACGACCUAGAUUGUCGUGACCGUGCUAACCAACUAAGUGAGGCGUUCCAUCUGGUUAUCUAGCCAGAAGAGGGGUAGAGGGGAAUACUAAAUCAUUAAGGUGUUGUCUGCCCAUGCAUCAUUCUGGCCGAGUUAGACAUGCCGACCCGUUUUAGUCUGGGUAGAUUGUCGCUUGAAACAACUCGAUCCUUUUGAAACCAAAACCAUAACUCAACCAAAAAAGGGUUACUCUGGAGCAACCCAAACCACGUGGAAAAGGCAAAACAAUAACCAAUACCUUUAAAAAUCUCAAAGGAAAGGCCCUAAAACACUUGGGCGACCUCAAUUCGUAUCCGAUAAACACAAUCCUUGAGUUCCAAUAUACUCAGAGAGACAUGAAAAGAAGACAAGAAUAAUAAAUGGUUCCAUCUCGUUACCCCGAUCCUUGCGAUAUCUCCAAGUCUGGCGCGGCUAUCCUUCUCGGGUAACCUCCUCGUGAUGAAUACGUCCUCCUCCCCUCUCUACACCUGGUGAGUGAGAAGCGGCCAGUCUCGUCGUUACUUCCUAAGGUCUUUACCCUAAGCAUUUCCUUACUAACACAUUAUUAGCUUUGCUCCUGUUAGAUGAAAGUCGUUCUCGCUCCCAUCCUUACUAUUUUAUUCCAAUAUAACUCAUAUAAGUUCUCGACUUCUAUCCUUAUCUCAUAGAAGUUCUCCACUUCUAUCCUUAACUUAUAGACAUCAAUACCAGGGACCACCGCGUUACGUCUCGCUGUCUGUUAUCCCUACCUUGGUAUGCCAACUGUGUUACGUCUCAUCGUCGGGUUGCAUACCCAAACUUGGCAAUGGUGUUCGUUACUUCUCGUCGUCCAACCCAUGCCCUGUCAACUACUACGUUACGUAUUGCCGUCCAGCAUAUCUUACCAUCUACCGGUCUAGUAGUGGCCAAAUUGCCCGGGGUUCAUCUUACUAUUAAUCAACUACUGCGUUACGUAUCGUCGUCCAGCAAUGAUCCGACCAUCUACUGGUCCAGUAGUGACCCAACUGCCCGGGGUUCAUCUUACCAUUAAUCAUAUAUCAACGCACACAUUCACACAUACACCAGCAUAACGCGUGCCUCUAUCUUAAGUAGGCGGUGGGAUGUCUCACACACAUAAUCGCGCAUAAUUCAAAAAAUUAACUAACGUUAC
Messenger RNA from Linum trigynum, 4937 nucleotides. Lineage: Eukaryota; Viridiplantae; Streptophyta; Magnoliopsida; Malpighiales; Linaceae. The record is from the annotation of a GenBank genome assembly.